AUGAAUAAUUCAAAUUUACCUCCUUUAAUAUAUUAAAAUUUUUAAUUAAAUGAAGAUGGAAAAUAUCUUUCGAAGAGUCUUUAUUAAUCAGAACCUAUUCUAUUUUAUUAAGAAAUGGGAUAUUAAAAGUUAAUUUAGUAUAAAAAUUUUAUAGCUGUAGAAAAUCAAGGAAAUGUUAGAUGUUUUAAAUUUUAAGUGGGAUUAAUUAUUUCGAUUUAAACUAUAAAAAUCACAAAUAAAGACUAUUCAAUAAUAGCAAUUUGGUACAAUCUAAUAAUUUUACAUUACAAAAUUUCACAAGAUCACUUAUCCUUAUUUAUUGUAAUGAUUAUGAAUUACAUUAAAUUUUUAAUUAUAGUUUUUCUGAUUAUGUAUUUUCAUAUCCAUUUAAGUACAUUAGAAACCCUUCUCAUUUAGCUAUUUUAAUGA
Messenger RNA from Paramecium primaurelia, 429 nucleotides. The record is from the annotation of a GenBank genome assembly. NCBI's taxonomy places the organism in Eukaryota, Ciliophora, Oligohymenophorea, Peniculida, Parameciidae.